GUUUCACCUCAACCUCCAUGUCCUCGCCAAAACGAACAGCGUCGCCGGCGCCCAGCUCGUCUGAGGCCAAGCGCAUCCGCCUCACGGUCAAUCAAGGAGUCACCCCCGUCGACCCUGAAAACGCGGCGGGAAAGCGCAGCGAACUCGAGCCGAUACAGGGCGGCGACAUUGGCAACUUGCCACCCGCACACGUAGGAUCUUCGUCGGAGCCCGCGAGCGCGGUCCCCGCGCGUCUUCUCAAGGCAGAUGGCGAUGGUGAAGGCGUGGACGACAGUGGAGACGUGUCGAUGGCGGAGGGCGCGGACGCCGCUGAUGAGGAGGUCGAAUCCGCGGACGAGAACGACGACGAGGACCCCGCCCAACUUGAAGCCACGCGACUUCGUCUCGAAGAGCAAGCUCGCAAGUACCUCGCCGCCCAGACGCACGAAGUCAUCAUUCCCUCCUACGCGGCGUGGUUCGACAUGUCGAAAAUCCACCCCAUUGAACGGAGGGCGCUCCCCGAGUUCUUCAACUCGCGACACCGGUCCAAGACACCCGCGAUCUAUAAAGACUACCGCGACUUCAUGAUCAACACGUACCGUCUCAGGCCUUCGGAGUACUUGACGGUCACCGCGUGCCGCAGAAACCUGGCGGGAGACGUGUGCGCGAUCAUGCGCGUCCACGCGUUCCUCGAGCAAUGGGGUCUCAUAAACUACCAGAUCGACCCAGACCAGCGACCUGCCGCGCUCGCACCCCCCUUCACUGGCCACUUCCGCGUCAUCCUCGACACUCCCCGUGGUCUUCAGUCUCUCCACCCUGGAACACGGCCAAAGGACCCGAAUGCUCAGGCCGCUGUCAACGGCGCCACGAAGCCCUCCCCCACUCCCGCAUCCCUCGAACUUCGGAACUCGAUAUACCAGACUUCAGCCAAGUCUUCGCGUCCUGUCUCCUCCACUGAGGCCGCGUCUCUUGCAAACGGCGCGAAUGGUAUCUCCGGCGACAACCCCACGACCAUCAAGUACCAGUGCGACACCUGUGGCGUCGACUGCACGUCUGUCAGGUACCAUUCGCUCAAGCAGAAGAACUUUGAGCUCUGUCCGCCCUGCUACCUCGACGGCCGCUUCCCAUCCCACAUGUACAGCGGCGACUUCGUCAAGCUGACAAGUACGACGAGUGCGAACGGCGUGCACCAGGCGGCGGGCGCGGCCGCAGACGACGACUGGACGGACCAGGAGAUUUUGCUCCUGCUUGAAGGCGUCGAGAUGUAUGACGACGACUGGUCGGCCAUCGAAGAACAUGUAGGCACUCGCUCCGCGCAGCAGUGCAUUCGCAAGUUCCUCCAGCUGCCUAUCGAGGAUCCUUAUGUUUCCGCGGAGGGCGACCUCGGCCCCCUUCGCUACGCGCGCGUUCCGUUCGAGCAGGCAGACAACCCUGUCAUGAGCGUGGUUGCGUUCCUCGCGGGCGUCAUCAGUCCCGGCGUCGCAGCGGAGGCCGCGAAGACGGCCCUACACCAGCUCACGGACGGCGACACGAAGGUGGCGCCGGAAGAGGACCAAAAGGAGGGUAUCAAAGCGGACAGCACACCCGAGGAGGGUGAGAAGAAAGACGAAGAGAAGAUGGAAGAGGACAAGCCGAAGGAGGAGGGCGCGGAGAAGUCGGGCGAGGUCGCGCAGAGCACGGACGGCCAGACCGCGCAGGACGACAUGCAGGUCGACGCACAGACCGGGGGCGAGUCGCAGGCGCAGCGCGCGGCCAAGGCCAUCCCGCACUCGAAGGUCGUCCGCGCGGCAGACCUCGCGCUCAAGUCCGCGUCGAAGGCAGCGGGUGCGCUCGCCGACGCGGAGGACCUCCAGAUCCGCUCGACCCUCGCGUCACUCAUCAAGCUCACGCUCACCAAGCUGGAGCUGAAGACUGCGCAGUUCGAGGAACUUGAAGAACUCCUCGAGGACGAGCGGAAGAGCCUCGAGAGCGCGCGGAUGGCUUUGGUCAACGAACGCGUCAACCUGAGGCGGUUGCUCGACAAUGUCAAGAGCGAGCUCGCGAAGCAUGGCGCGACGCCGAAUCCCGGGCUCGCGAACGCUGUUGCGCAAGCCCAAACCGGUCUAGGCGUGAGUGGGCAGGGUACGAAGGUGAAUGAAGUGCAAGGUGGCGCUCCUGCGGACGGUGACCAGGGCCCGGUGAGCGGCGGGAACAUCGCGCAGUUGAGCUAGUGGUGUGCAGUUGCGGACCGAUAUCUGUUUUUCUACGUCUUUUCGCUGUGAUUAAUGUUCCAUCGUUGCUUCGUACCUACUUUUCGUGUGUAUUUUGCUCCUGAGCCUAUACAUUAUUGUGUUGUAUUC
Messenger RNA from Trametes versicolor FP-101664 SS1, 2318 nucleotides. Its product is annotated as Smarcc1 protein. The coding region runs from base 18 to 2189 and encodes 723 amino acids. Gene Ontology annotation, cellular component: SWI/SNF complex. The transcript is spliced from 2 exons. The record is from RefSeq and is a predicted model, not a curated record. Gene Ontology annotation, biological process: positive regulation of DNA-templated transcription. Lineage: Eukaryota; Fungi; Basidiomycota; Agaricomycetes; Polyporales; Polyporaceae. Gene Ontology annotation, molecular function: histone binding; zinc ion binding; DNA binding.